AAUCUUAAAUGAAUAACGAAUGCAUGUCCAUGUUUUAUUGCAGCUAAUUUCUUAAUCUGAAAUUUUAAGGAUGGCCCAUCAUCUAGGGCGGAGAAAGCGUUAUUUUACAAACCAUCUUCAUGACUUCGACACUAAGCUCACAAAAGAAGCUAUACAAUCGAACUACAAAUCAGACAUUAUUCAAGAGAUUGACAAUAUAGUAGGGCUGAUAGUGUCACGUGUUAAAGCAGAUCCAAGAGCUGAAGAUGGUGGUCUGUAUGUUGGAUUAUCUGGAAUUGCUUACGGCUUGUUCUACACGUCACAGUCCUCCCAUCUCACUGAUGAAUCCAGAGAGUUGUGUCGCACCACAGCCUGCAAAUACUUGGAGGCAUCUCUGGAAUACUGCCGUAAGAAAUCGGAAACUAAAAACUGUACAGGUGCAGCAUUUUUACUGGGACAUCUUGGGGUAUACGCCUUUGCUGCUGUGUUCUAUGAACGGACAGGCGACACUGCAAAAUCGGAAGAGUAUGUUAAACAGUUUGUUUCUCUUCACAAGAUGUGUAAACCAGUAGACUUCUUAGCUUGUGGAGGAGAUGAACUGUUAGUGGGACGUGCUGGAUACCUCUGUGGAGCUCUCUACCUUCAACAAGAACUGGGAGAGGAUAUCAUACCCAGCAAUGUUAUUCAGUCUAUCGUUACCUCCAUUAUACAGUCAGGAAGAGCUAACGCAGCUAAGCUAAACUCUCCAAGUCCCCUAAUGUACAGUUACUACGACAGUCUUUACCUGGGAGCUGCACACGGUCUCUCAGCAAUAUUACAGAUGCUGCUGGCUUACUCCAAGUACCUGGACAGUGAAGCUAUGAAGGACGUUACAGCAGCUUGUUAUUGUUUGUUGAGUUGUGAAACAGAGAAUAAUAAUUACCCAGCUUGUUUGAAUGAGAAUCGUGAUCAUCUGUGGCAUUGGUGUCAUGGAUCCCCUGGGGUUAUAUACUUUCUCAUCAAAGCUAGCCUUGAGUUGAAGGAUAAGAAGUUUGGGGAUGCAGCUUUAAGAGCAGGUGGUGACAAUCUUUGGAAACACGGCUUACUUCUGAAGGGACCGGGCAUUUGUCACGGUGUUGCAGGGAGUGGUUAUGCAUUCCUGGCUUUGUAUCGGGCUACUGGGCACCUCAAACAUUUAUAUCGGGCUCACCAAUUCGGCCAGUUCAUGUUUACAGAAGAGUUUACUGCUGAAGCUAGAAAUCCUGACUGCCCGUUCUCUCUUUAUGAGGGAUGGGCCGGGACACUUUGUUUUUUGGUUGAUUUAUUGGACCCUGAAAAUAGUGCUUUCCCCUUCUUUAAUGUUUUUAAAUGAAAACCACAAGUAAUGCUUGCGACUAAAAUUUUCUUGUGACAAGCAUAUUAAUGCUGAAGAUAACCAAUUAUGAUGUGUUUUAUCUUUUAUUGUACAGAAACAUAUAUAAUAUUAUGUAUAAUAUAUAUAUAAUAUGAUAUUGUUGUGUGUAAUUACUAAAUUAUUUUGACCUC
Messenger RNA from Bolinopsis microptera, 1503 nucleotides. Its product is annotated as lanC-like protein 3. Gene Ontology annotation, biological process: carbohydrate metabolic process; peptide modification. Lineage: Eukaryota; Metazoa; Ctenophora; Tentaculata; Lobata; Bolinopsidae. Gene Ontology annotation, cellular component: plasma membrane. The coding region runs from base 71 to 1330 and encodes 419 amino acids. The transcript is spliced from 2 exons. The record is from RefSeq and is a predicted model, not a curated record.